Carcharodon carcharias (great white shark) is the source of this 7224-nucleotide messenger RNA. RefSeq lists its product as uncharacterized. Gene Ontology annotation, molecular function: double-stranded RNA binding; protein binding; 2'-5'-oligoadenylate synthetase activity. Lineage: Eukaryota; Metazoa; Chordata; Chondrichthyes; Lamniformes; Lamnidae. Gene Ontology annotation, biological process: negative regulation of viral genome replication; regulation of ribonuclease activity; defense response to virus. The record is from RefSeq and is a predicted model, not a curated record. Gene Ontology annotation, cellular component: membrane; nucleoplasm; cytosol. Bases 205 to 7038 code for a protein of 2277 amino acids. The transcript is spliced from 35 exons.
UUUACUUGGGAUCUUAUGCAAAUAACUGAGCACCGAAAAACUUUGAACCGGGUGAGGAUACAGAACUGUGACAUUUAUAACGUAUUUGUUGAAAGGUUUUACUUUAUACGUCUGAUUGUGUUGUUUGAAUACUUGAAGGAGCGGUUAGAGCUGUGGUUAUAAGGAGCUGUGGUGACACCAACAUCACUUUGUGUGAAAGCUGGAAUGAUGGAAUUAUACAGCACUGAUCACAGUAGGUUGGACGAAUUCAUUAAAAAUAACCUGGAGCCGAAUGAAUUUAAUACCACUGUGAAGAAUGCUGUGCACAGAAUCUGUGAGUUUUUAAGGAAUCGAUGUUUUCUCAAACAACCUGAGAUCAAAGUAAUCAGAGCUGUUAAAGGAGGGUCAUCAGGCAAAGGAACAGCUUUAAGAAACGGUUCAGAUGCGGAUCUGGUUGUCUUCCUCAGUUGUUUCCAGAGUUUCCAGGACCAGAGGAACACCAGGCUUGAAAUCCUUGAAGGAAUCCAGCAAAUGCUGGAAAAGUGUGAAUCAAGUAUUGCCUAUGAGAUCAGUGAUAUCAAUAUCAAUUUUAUACCGAACAGCAACAUCCCACCAAAAUCGAUGAGCUUUUCAAUAAAAUCAAGGAAGAAAAAUUCAGACAGAGUGGAUUUUGAUAUUUUGCCAACAUUCGAUGCAUUAAAGGGAACAGACAAUGCCAGUGAAGCCUACCUCAAGCUAAUCAAUUUAGUAAACGAAAAAAGAGCUCUAGAUGGGGAAUUUUCUUCCUGUUUUACUGAGCUUCAGAGAAAGUUUGUGAAGCAGUGUAAACCAAAACUUAAAGACUUGAUUCGCCUGCUGAAGUAUUGGUACAAGCAGCAUGUCAAGCCACGGAAAUCUGCUCUGAGAGAUGGUGAACGUCUUCCUGCUAAGUAUACAGUGGAGCUGCUGGCUAUCUAUGCCUGGGAGCAAGGCAAUGAGCAGGAGAGAUUCAGCACAGCUGAAGGGUUCCGGACAGUCCUUGAACUGAUCUGCAGAUAUCAGGAUCUGUGCAUCUACUGGACUCAGAACUACAACGUCAACAAUAGAGUCAUUGCAGACUUUCUGAUAAAGAAACUCUGUGGCAAAAGGCCAAUAAUUCUUGACCCAGCUGACCCAACUGGAAAUGUGGCUGUGUCUACUGGAUGGCAUGUCAUGGUGGAUGAGGCUAUGAAAUGUCUGAGAAUGCCAUGUGUCUCUCCAGUUUUAGCAUGGGACGUCCAGCCAAUAAAAGAGUUUGAAAUCACUGUGUUUACACUGGAUGGGAGCUCAUUAAGCCUGAAUGCCAAUAUUAACAACACAAUCUCAAUGAUCAAGAAAGAAAUCCAGCAAAAAUGGGACAUUCCAAUUUACCAGCAACGCCUGAGCUUUAAUGAAGCCAUUCUGGGCGACAACAAAUCCUUGUUGCAUUCCGGAAUAUUCUUUGAUGCAACUCUCCACCUGGUCAUCACAACGUCAAUGCAGAUAUUCGUCAGGACUGUAAAUGGGCGUGACCUGACACUUGAUGUAUCCCCAACUGACAAGGUUUUGAGCCUGAGAAAUAAGAUUGAAUCUUUGGAGCGCCUUUCAUCGAGCCAAUACUACCUGACCUAUGGAUCGAUACCGUUAGAAGACGGCAACACACUGGAAUCCUACGGCAUUGAGCAACAUUCCACCAUCAACAUCAACUUGCGUCUCCGUGGGGGCAAGGAGACAUUUCCAGCAUCUGCAGUAGUUGCUCUUGUGGAGAGGUGUGGAAAGUUUGUGAACAGUUUUCAAAAAUGUGAGGAAGAGGCAGCAUUGGGCCACUGCCUUCAAGAGAUGAUGAGAGAACUUGAAGAAAAGAAGGAUGAAGAAGCAAACAUAGGCUCCACAGAGACUGUCAACGGUCUACAAUUUAUGAUGAAAAGCAAUGACCCCAAAAUUCUGCAGGGGUUUUUCCAGUCUCCCAUGGGAGAUCUUUUUCCAUACCUGAAAAUCAGCACCAGUUUACCAGUGACAGUUCUUAACCGAUCAGAGAUUGGGAAGGUGAAGUGGAGAAAGGUGCUGGAGGCCAAUCAGGAUGAAGAUGCCAAGAACUGGUCUCUGAACGUCACCGCCUUGUUGCCCGCUAAUUGCUUUGAACAAACAAGAGCUGUGGUGACACCAACAUCACUUUGUGUGAAAGCUGGAAUAAUGGAAUUAUACAGCACUGAUCACAGGAGGUUGGACGAUUUCAUUAAAAAUAACCUGGAGCCGAGUGAAUUUAAUAUCAAUGUGAGGAAUGCUGUGCACAGAAUCUGUGAGUUUUUAAGGAAUCGAUGUUUUCUCAAACAACAUGAGAUCAAAGUAAUCAGAGCCGUUAAAGGAGGGUCAUCAGGCAAAGGAACAGCUUUAAGAAAAUGUUCAGAUGCGGAUCUGGUUGUCUUCCUCAGUUGUUUCCAGAGUUUCCAGGACCAGAGGAUCACCAGGCGUGAAAUCCUUGAAGGAAUCCAGCAAAUGUUGGAAAAGUGUGCUUUGAGCAUUGCCUAUGAGAUCAGUGAUAUCAGUAUCAAUUUUAUACCGAACAGCAACAUCCCACCAAAAUCGAUGAGCUUUUCAAUAAAAUCAAGGAAGAAAAAUUCAGACAGCGUGGAUUUUGAUAUUUUGCCAACAUUCGAUGCAUUAAAGGGAACAGACAAUGCCAGUGAAGCCCACCUCAAGCUAAUCAAUUUAGUAACCGAAAAUAGAGCUGAAGAUGGGGAAUUUUCUUCCUGUUUUACUGAGCUUCAGAGAAAGUUUGUGAAGCAGUGUAAACCAAAACUUAAAGACUUGAUUCGCCUGCUGAAGUAUUGGUACAAGCAGCAUGUCAAGCCACGGAAAUCUGCUCUGAGAGAUGGUGAACGUCUUCCUGCUAAGUAUACAGUGGAGCUGCUGGCUAUCUAUGCCUGGGAGCAAGGCAAUGGGCAGGAGAGAUUCAGCACAGCUGAAGGGUUCCGGACAGUCCUUGAACUGAUCUGCAGAUAUCAGGAUCUGUGCAUCUACUGGACUCAGAACUACAACGUCAACAAUAGAGUCAUUGCAGACUUUCUGAUAAAGAAACUCUGUGGCAAAAGGCCAAUAAUUCUUGACCCAGCUGACCCAACUGGAAAUGUGGCUGUGUCUACUGGAUGGUACGUCAUGGUGGAUGAGGCUAUGAAAUGUCUGAGCAAACCAUGUGUCUCUCAAGUUCGAGCAUGGGACGUCCAGCCAAUAAAAGAGUUUGAAAUCACUGUGUUUACACUGGAUGGGAGCUCAUUAAGCCUGAAUGCCAAUAUUAACAACACAAUCUCAAUGAUCAAGAAAGAAAUCCAGCAAAAAUGGGACAUUCCAGUUUACCAGCAACGCCUGAGCUUUAAUGAAGCCAUUCUGGGUGACAACAAAUCCUUGUUGCAUUCCGGAAUAUUCUUUGAUGCAACUCUCCACCUGGUCAUCACAACGUCAAUGCAGAUAUUCGUCAGGACUGUAAAUGGGCGUGACCUGACACUUGAUGUAUCCCCAACUGACAAGGUUUUGAGCCUGAGAAAUAAGAUUGAAUCUCUGGAGCGCCUUUCAUCGAGCCAAUACUACCUGACCUAUGGAUCGAUACCAUUAGAAGACGGCAACACACUGGAAUCCUACGGCAUUAAGCAACAUUCCACCAUCAACAUCAACUUGCGUCUCCGUGGGGGCAAGGAGACUCUGUACUGCUCCAGCUCCGGGGCCUUGGCUAGGAAGCAGCAGAAGUACAGGUUAAGGGUCUUGAGGUGGCUGAUGUUGGAGUCCAGGUGGUUACACAGCACCAAGGUGAUGGAGUUGCACUCAGCCACGCAACCAGCCUCAUGGUUGGCGAUGAAUUUGGGACUCAGUGAAUCUUUCCAUAUUACAUAUGUUCUUAUCUCGAGACUGAACUUCUUUAAUGUCCUUCCUGUAAAUGAGUUUUGGAAUUGCCACAUCAACUAUCUAAUGGUCUCUGUGAGUGAGAAGGUGGAUUCGUACCGAAUGAGAGACAAGUUUGGAGCUGUGGAUCAGGGACUGGAUCAUUAUUGGCCGAAAUCUUCAGUAGAAUCUUUAAGAGUGCUGUUGGAAAUAGGGCACAUUGCCUUUUUGUAUAUCAUCAUCUUGAGAGCCAAGGUUUGGAUGGAAGUGUCGACAUCAAGUUCAAUAUCUUCACCGGUCAAAAACUUCACCUGGAGUUUCAUCUUGUCAAAAUUGCUGUUAAGAGAUGAACAGGAUCUUCAGCAAUUCAUCAGUGGAAUCGAAGAGAAUAUGGGUGUAAAUGAAGAAAGUUGUUUGGCAGAUUCUGACUUGGGAGGGUCAUCAGGCAAAGGAACAGCUUUAAGAAAAUGUUCAGAUGCGGAUCUGGUUGUCUUCCUCAGUUGUUUCCAGAGUUUCCAGGACCAGAGGAACACCAGGCGUGAAAUCCUUGAAGGAAUCCAGCAAAUGCUGGAAAAGUGUGAAUCAAGUAUUGCCUAUGAGAUCAGUGACAUCAGUAUCAAUUUUAUACCGGACAGCAACAUCCCACCAAAAUCGAUGAGCUUUUCAAUAAAAUCAAAGAAGAAAAAUUUAGACAGCGUGGAUUUUGAUAUUUUGCCAAUUAAAGCUCUAGAUGGGGAAUUUUCUUCCUGUUUUACUGAGCUUCAGAGAAAGUUUGUGAAGCAGUUUAAACCAAAACUUAAAGACUUGAUUCGACUGCUGAAGUAUUGGUACAAGCAGCAUGUCAAGCCACGGAAAUCCGAUCUGAGAGAUGGUGAACGUCUUCAUGCUAAGUAUACAGUGGAGCUGCUGGUUAUCUAUGCCUGGGAGCAAGGCAAUGGGCAGGAGAGAUUCAGCACAGCUGAAGGGUUCCGGACAGUCCUUGAACUGAUCUGCAGAUAUCAGGAUCUGUGCAUCUACUGGACUCAGAACUACAAUGUCAAGAAUAGAGUCAUUGCAGACUUUCUAAUAAAGAAACUCCGUGGCAAGAGGCCAAUAAUUCUUGACCCAGCUGACCCAACUAGAAAUGUGGCUGCAUCUACUGGAUGGUAUGUCAUGGUGGAUGAAGCUAAGAAAUGUCUGAGCAAGCCAUGUGUCUCUCAAGUUCGAGCAUGGGAUGUCCAGCCAAUAAAAGAGUUUAAAAUCACAGUGCUUAGACUGUUUGGGAGCUCAACGAGCCUGAAUGUCAAUAUUGACAACAAAAUCUCAAUGAUCAAGAAACAAAUCCAGCAAAAAUGGAACAUUCCAGUUUACCAGCAACGCCUGAGCUUUAAUGAAGUCAUUCUGGACGACAACAAAUCCUUGUUGCAUUCCGGAAUAUUCUUUGAUGCAACUCUCCACCUGGUCAUCACAAUACAGAUAUUCGUCAGGACUGUAAAUGGGCGUGCCCUGACACUUGAUGUAUCCCCAACUGACAAGGUUAUGAGCCUGAGAAAUAAGAUUGAAUCUCUGGAGCGCCUUUCAUCGAGCCAAUACUACCUGACCUAUGGAUUGAUACCAUUAGAAGACGGCCACACACUGGAAUCCUACUGCAUUGAGCAACAUUCCACCAUCAACAUCAACUUGCGUCUCCGUGGGGGCAAGGAGACUCUGUACUGCUCCAGCUCAGGGGCCUUGGCUAGGAAGCAGCAGAAGUACAGGUUAAGGGUCUUGAGGUGGCUGAUGUUGGAGUCCAGGUGGUUACACAGCACCAGAGUGAUGGAGUUGCACUCAGCCAGGCCACCAGGCUCAUGCGUGAAAGGUGAGUUACUUGCGGCUUUUAUGUGUUCAGUUACCACUAACCUUGUGAAAAAUUUCCAGAUGAUGGAUCUGUAUGAGAUAGCUCCAAAAUGUUUGGAUGUACUUAUAUUUCAUCAUCUCCAACCCGACCAGAGGUUCCAGCAACAGGUGGGCGAGACUAUCGACACGAUCUGCAAAUUUUUAAAGGAAAAAUGUUUCUCUGGUCAUAGGUCUGUUAAAAUCAUUAAAACAGUGAAGGGCGGCUCUGCUGGGAAAGGAACAGCUCUGAAAGAUCGUUCGGAUGCAGAUCUGGUUGUCUUCAUCAGCCAGUUCAAAAGUUUCCAAGACCAGAAGCAAAACCGGGGUGAAAUCUUGACGGUAAUUCAACAGAUGCUGAAGGAAUUCCAGCAAUCUAUUGCAUUUGAGAUCAUCAUGACAGAGCCCAAAACCUCUCCAUCUGGCUUUUUUACUUCUCCUCGUUCCCUGAACUUCCACUUUAAAUCCAGAGAGGUGUCUGAUUCGAUAGAGGUUGAUGUUCUACCAGCAUUUGAUGCUUUAGGUCAGCAAACAAGGAACCGCCCAGAUAGCCAGGUGUAUGUUGACCUGAUUAAUGCCAAUGGGAUUGGAGGAGAAUUUUCAACAUGCUUCACUGAACUUCAGAGGAACUUUGUAAAGUGGCGUCCAGUUAAACUUAAAGGCCUUAUCCGUCUUGUGAAGCACUGGUAUAAAGUGUAUGUACGACCAUAUAAACAACAACUUAGACGUGGAGAGUUUCUCCCACCAAAGUACGCCCUGGAGCUGUUGAUCAUCUAUGCUUGGGAGACCAUGGGUGGGGGAGAGAAUUUCAACACAGCUAAAGGAUUCCGUACAAUCAUGGAACUGAUUGUCAAAUACAGAGAGCUAUGGCUGUUCUGGACUGACAACUAUAACUUCGACAAUCCCCAUGUGGGCCAAUACCUGAAAAAUAAACUCCGAGAGCCAAGGCCGAUGAUUCUCGAUCCUGCAGAUCCAACGGGAAACGUUGCCGGAAGUGCUAGGUGGGAUCUUGUUGAAAAAGAAGCUAAAAAUUGUUUACAGAUGAACUGUGUGCGCAACAUCAGCCCCUGGGAUGUUGAGCCUGUGAAAGGUAUUCUGGUUUCAGUCAAGCCUGUGGAUAUUUUAUGCUCCAGAGAACGUUUCCCUGUAAAUCCUUUCUCACCCAUUCGAUGCAUUAAAGAAAAAUUCGAGCAUUUGGCCAGAAUCCCAACAUCCAGUUAUUAUCUGGAGUGGAAUGACCAGAUGCUGAAGGAAAACUGGACGCUGUCUGACUAUGGAAUUUAUGAUGAAGUUACUCUCUUUCUGAAAGAACAAUCCAGCUGGUGCAUCUUAAUGUAACGGGAAAAAAAACCCAGGAAUCUACAUAAGUACUGGAGUGGUGUGCAAAAAUGCCAGAGUCGGAACAGCACCUCAUCUUCCGACGAGGCACUUUACAGCCUUCCAGACUGAAUAUUGAGUUCAACAAUUUUAGAUCAUGAACUCUCUCCUCCAUCCCCACCCCCUUUCCGAUCCCCCUUUUUUUUU